Lactuca virosa is the source of this 363-nucleotide messenger RNA. Lineage: Eukaryota; Viridiplantae; Streptophyta; Magnoliopsida; Asterales; Asteraceae. The record is from the annotation of a GenBank genome assembly.
AUGGAGGUCUUGAGACACGGUGCUGUUGGGUGUUUUGUGACGCAUUGUGGGUGGAACUCGACAUUGGAGAGUAUAGUGGCCGGAGUGGCAGUUGUGGCGUGUCCACAGUUUUCCGAUCAGCCGACGAAUGCAAAGAUGGUGGAGGAAGUGUGGGGGAACGGCGUUAGAGCGGUGGUGGAUGAGAAAAUGGUGGUGAAGAGAGAAGAGAUGAAGAGGUGUUUGGAAGCGGUGAUGGGAGGCGGCGAGAGGGCGGAAGAAAUAAAGAAGAGUGUUGAGAAAUGGAAAAAGGUUGCCAUGGAAUCCGUCGAAGAUGGUGGUUCGUCACAGAUAAAUCUAAAAGUAUUUUUGGAAAGCAUUUUAUAA